Arvicanthis niloticus (Nile rat) is the source of this 1626-nucleotide messenger RNA. The record is from RefSeq and is a predicted model, not a curated record. NCBI's taxonomy places the organism in Eukaryota, Metazoa, Chordata, Mammalia, Rodentia, Muridae.
GCUUUCUAGCCCGCUGGAGCCCUGUGCGCAGGCGCAGGGUGAGCGCAGGCCGUUAAAGAGUGUGUGCCUUGGAAAGCUGCCAGUGCAGACGCUCCCAGGCCAGUUCAAGCAUCUUCUUUGUUGGUGGUGAGGGACUCUCACUCUCACCCCGUGUGCUGUCUCCCUGUCUGUGCGUUGUGAGCUCCUUUGUGAGAGAAGGGCCAGGAAGCUUCUGCGGGAUGCUGGAGGUCCUGGUGCUGAAGAUUGAAGAUCCAGGUUGCUUCUGGGUAAUUAUAAAAGGAUGUAGUCAUUUUUUAGAACAAGAAGUUGACUACCAAAAACUAAAUAGUGCCAUGAAUGACUUCUAUAACAACAUGUGUCAAGACAAAGAAAUAAAGCCAUUAAUGCUGCAAGAAGGUCAGGUGUGUGUGGUGUACUGUCAGGAGCUGAAGUGCUGGUGCAGGGCUGUGAUUAAGUCGAUCAUCUCUUCUGCAGACCAUUACCUGGCAGAGUGUUUCCUUGUGGAUUUUGCCAAGUAUAUUCCAGUAAAAUCUAAAAACAUCCGAGUUGCAGUAGAGUCUUUUAUGCAGCUUCCUUACAGAGCAAAAAAAUUCAGACUUUACUGUACAAAACCUGUGACAUUGCACAUUGACUUCUGUGAAGACAAUGCUGAGAUUGUACCUGCCACAAAAUGGGACAGUGCAGCUAUCCAGUACUUUCAGAACAUUCUAAGAGCAACUACCCAAGUGGAAGCAGAACUAUGUGCUGUGGAAGAAGAUACUUUUGAGGUUUACCUUUAUGCAACAAUAAAAAAUGAAAAAGUUUGUGUUAAUGAUGAUCUAGUUGCAAAGAAUUUUGCUUAUUAUGUGUCACCAAUGGGAAAUAAAAACCUUAAUACUUUGGAGAAACCCAGGCUGAGUCUCAAUUCAGUGCCCUGCUCCAGUAAGCUCAGCCCAUCACUUACUCUGUGGCCAAUGCUUCUGCAAGGAAAAGACUGUCACAGAAUGAAAAAUAAAGCUAUAAACUAUAAGGAUUCCUUGACAGACUCGCCUAAAAUUAUGUUUGAGAAGAAGCAGCAGAACCUCCCUUUAAAACACAUGGAUAAGAGUAUUGAAUCUUCUGUGUACUGGCCAACAAAAAGAGGCAUAACCAUAUAUGCUGAUCCAGAUAUUCCAGCAGCAAGUGGGUUUAGCCAGAAGCCAAAUGAGAAGCCACUAAGGUUGACUGAAAAGAAAGACUGUGAUGAGAAGAACGGCUGUGUAAAAUUAUUGCAGUUUCUAAAUCCUGAUCCUUUGAGAGCUGAUGAGAUCUCUGACCUGCACCAGUUGCAGAAGGUGAAGCUGGGCACACUGCAGCCUGGUGUGGUGCUCCGGAACAGGAUCGAGCCCUGCCUCACCCUGGAUAAGUCACCUCUGUCAGCAGACCUGAAGAAGGUGAACGUGUUCUUAAAGCCAGACUCCUGAGGAAAUGCCAGCCUUUUCCAACCAAGAGCUUUGUUUUGCCUUGUCUGUUCUAUUCUAAGAGCGAUGGGGAUGAAUCCAGGGCUUCAUGCAUCCUGGGCAUGCAUUUAUCACUGAACCACACCCCAGUCCCAUAGGAGAAUCUUAAAUAAACACUUCUAAGGCAACAUUGCCUAAUUCUUGCUUC